AUGAAGUGGAUUGAAUAUUCUUUUAUAUGUCUUAUAAUUUUUUCAAAUUGUAUUUUUUCUAUGGAUUUGGAAAGACAUAUUUUUUAUAGAGGGUCAGAAUUUCGUCCAAGAAAUCAUUUGAUUUAUAAAAGUUUGAAAAAGGAUUUUUAUAAUGAAAUAUCAGAAGAAUAUCUAUUAGAAUCAUCAUCAUCGGAAUGGAAUUCUUUAAAAGGUUGUCAAGAUAUGAUUGUAUGUAAAGUACAUGUGGAAGGAACAGAGGUAGUGGUUCUUAGAGUUAUUGGAAAAGAAUCUUUAGAUGAUACACAUAUAGAAAAUACAUCUGAAAAUUCUGGUGAAAAGGAAUUUACCGAAUUUCCGACAAUGGAAGAUUUUAAUUCUGAUGAAACUCAAGAAGGGAAUUUGAUUGAUCAUUUUAUAGAUAAUUGUGAAGAAUGCGAAGAAUGUCAAGAAUGUGGUGAAUGUGAAGGAUAUGAAGGAUGCGAUGACAAUGAGUUCUAUAUUGAGGAGUCUAAUUCAUUAUCAAAUAACAUUUAA
Pneumocystis murina B123 is the source of this 534-nucleotide messenger RNA. RefSeq lists its product as hypothetical. The transcript is spliced from 3 exons. NCBI's taxonomy places the organism in Eukaryota, Fungi, Ascomycota, Pneumocystomycetes, Pneumocystales, Pneumocystaceae. The coding region runs from base 1 to 534 and encodes 177 amino acids. The record is from RefSeq and is a predicted model, not a curated record.